Molecule: messenger RNA, 4291 nt
Organism: Paramormyrops kingsleyae
Lineage: Eukaryota; Metazoa; Chordata; Actinopteri; Osteoglossiformes; Mormyridae
Product: G-protein coupled receptor 15-like
Biological process (GO): G protein-coupled receptor signaling pathway; calcium-mediated signaling; cell chemotaxis
Cellular component (GO): external side of plasma membrane; membrane
Molecular function (GO): C-C chemokine binding; C-C chemokine receptor activity
Source: RefSeq, a predicted model, not a curated record
AUAACCAAAGCCUCAUCUUUCCCGCUGCGUAAGGGAACCGCUCGUAAGUAGCAAAUACUUCUUAGUUUAUAAGUACUAAUGAUAAAAUAAUUGUAAAUGACAAUCUUCAUAUGUUAUUUACCCACAACAAUGGUUCAAACAAUUUUUUAUAGUCAACAACUGCAUGUAACUAAUUAAUACAUACGUGAAUUAAAUAUUGAAUGAAAAACAGUCAGUACCUACACUUAAGUAAUUAUCUUGUGUUAUUAUUAUUAUUAUUAUUAUUAUUAUUUCUACUACCACAUAACUCAUGGAAUUUGGUUAGAGAUAAGUUUAGUAAUUCUUCAAAGGUUAUAAUAAAUUCAGCAAACAUGUAUAAUAAAUUAUAUUACAUGUAUUUGUUUUGAGAAGCUUUCUUAUGUAGUCCAUUUUACAUUUUUGUUACAAUAUUUUCACCCAUUUUCUGUGUAGGAGACCAAAUUAAAUUUUAUGGUACUGUAGAGAAAAAUUAUGCAUUAUGUGAAACUUGCCGUGAACAUUUAAAGGUGCCAUAUUGAAGAUCAAAAAAUAUAGGAUUAUUUAUGGUUUUUGGAGUUUUUUGUGUGGUGCAAUUUAUCAGUCGUUCCAUCUGAUACCACGUGUCAUUAAGGAAGUCAGCAUCAAGUAUGUUAACUUUUCAGAGCAAACCACACAAGUAUUUAUGCACCAUGUUUACACAAGUAAGACUUUUGCUGGUCGCAAGAUUUUAAUGAUUUCUUUAAUGAAGAAACAUGCAAAAAAUGGAGAAUAACAACUCAAUGUACUAUGGUAACAUGACAGAAUACGACUAUAGCACAAUAGAUCCUCUUGAGUAUCUGGAGGAAGACAAGAGCGCAAUUAAAAUCACAAUAGUCGUGUUCUACACCUUGGUUUUCUGCUCCGGGACCUUGGGUAACAUUUUGGUUAUAUACCUGAUGAUGGUGAAAACCAAACAACAGAGACUGGUGGACGUGUUCAUCACACAUCUCGCUGUAGCUGAUCUGGUCUUCCUGGUCACUUUGCCGCUGUGGAUCAUCUCACUCUCAUUGGACAACUGGCCAUUUGGGGACUUUCUGUGCAAGUUCAGCUCCUAUGUGAUCUCAGUUAACAUGUUCUCCAGCAUCUUCUUGCUGACCUGCAUGAGCGUGGACAGGUUCAUGGCUAUCGUCAUGGCGCUGAACACCAGGCGGAUGAGGACCAAGCGCUAUGCCCACCUGACUGUCCUGAUGGUCUGGAUCACGUCGCUUUUGCUUGGGUCCCACAGCUUCCAUUCCAGGGCUGUCGAUGCAUCCAGAUGUGAGGACACAGCCUCCCCAACCAAGGUCGUCUUCAGCCUGAUGACUCGGGUGGCCAGCAAGGCUAAGAGGAAUAAGAGGCGCUCCAUUAGAAUUGGCUUCUGCAUUUUGGUCCUCUUCGUGUUGACCUGGCUGCCCUUUAACAUUCUACGCACAGUGUUGAUCCUGAAUAAAUCUGGGUACCUGGAGUUCUCCGAAGAGGCUUUUGACUAUCUGAUUAAAUCUGUAUCCCUGGCCACUUGUCUGGCCUUCAGUAAUAGCUGUAUGAACCCUUUAGUUUACUUCUGGAUGGACAGCUACAUGCGGAAAAAGGUGGUAGGAUUGCUUCCCAAAAGAUUCCUAAGCAUCUCCACCAAGAGGAACUCAGAGCUCAGCACCUCCACCACGUACCAAGAGAAGGACUCCAUCACGUCUAAGGAAACGGAGAGGACCAGGUACACUGGGAGUGUUCAGAUUUCAGUGCCAGGGAAGGACACCUUACAGGAGCAGAGCUUUUAAAAUGUAGAAAAUUGCUACUGUAGAGAAAAAUUAUGCAUUAUGUGAAACUUGCCGUGAAUAUUUAAAGGUGCCAUAUUGAAGAUCAAAAAAUAUAGGAUUAUUUAUGGUUUUUGGAGUUUUUUGUGUGGUGCAAUUUAUCAGUCCUUCCAUCUGAUACCACGUGUCAUUAAGGAAGUCAGCAUCAAGUAUGUUAACUUUUCAGAGCAAACCACACAAGUAUUUAUGCACCAUGUUUACACAAGUAAGACUUUUGCUGGUUGCAAGAUUUUAAUGAUUUCUUUAAUGAAGAAACAUGCAAAAAAUGGAGAAUAACAACUCAAUGUACUAUGGUAACAUGACAGAAUACGACUAUAGCACAAUAGAUCCUCUUGAGUAUCUGGAGUCGGCUUUAAAUGGAAGUUCAUGUGUUUGAUAAGGUUAGGGUUUAAACUGGAAUCUUAUGGGCCUGUUACAUUUGAAAGCAUUUGAUUCAUAAAAUGUCUUAAUCUAAUUUCUUUCUUGCAUCAAAGAUCAGAGUUUCUCUGAAAUGCAGUUCAAAAUUCAAAAUCGAUAGGGUUGGAGAGUGAACAUUUGUCCUAGUUUUUAUGUCAUAUUUCUGUCAACUUUGCAGUUUUGUAAAAUUGUAUUUCAGUUUCAUCAUGUUUUGGGUAAAUAAUACCAGUUGUACCAGGCAUUCCAGUCCCAGACCUGCACAACUUACUUCUUUUCCAGCUCCUCCACACCUUAUUCAGCUGAAGAAAUGGGUGGUUAAAUGGGGGGAAACCCAAAAAUGUGCAGGACUGGGGGUGUCCGGGCAAAAGGGUUAAAAGGUAACAUUUAAACAAGUCACAGGGUAUAUUUAUUUUGUGUGUGUGCGCCUACUGUUAAAAAUGAAAUCCUAGGCAAGAGAGUCAGAUUGUACAUCCACCCAUCGUCCAGGAGAGGGUGGAGGAGAGCCGGAAGCUUCUCCCGGGAAGUUCAUAGCACAAGACAGAUACCCUGGACGCGAUGCCAGAUCAUAUCAGCUUCAUAUCGUAAUCUUUCCAAACUAAAUGUUGCAUAACGUGAUUUAUGGCUGUAGCUCUGAGGCCUUAUAAUGAAAGGGUACUUAAGCUGGACUUUGAAGACAAGAAGUAUACGAGUAAUGUAACCACAGUUACAGAUGUUUACGGCGGGACAUCAACAGCGUAGUCUGGCGAUGAGUGUAGAGGUUUAGGCACGUUAGUACUGAAAUGACUUCCUGCCGCUUCAAACUUGAUAAGGCAAUGGACAGGAAAACAUUUCGUAACAUUUUUUUAAAAGCUUGAUGUUCUAAAAAAACACCUUAUAAAUAUAUGAUCCUCUUAAUCAGCUAUUAGUUUGUAAGACUGAUAUGUAAUCCGGCAGUAAAACCUUUACGGUGACAAGUAUCAAGAAUUAUUGUAUGUAAAUAAGGAAAAACAAGGAGAGCUAAAACAGCCCUUCCUGAAAGCGGUUUUGUGUUUUAACAGCCACUGAUGGAGAAUUUACACAAACUAACACAAUUUACGCAAACUAAGCUUUAAUGGAAACAUGCUGUAGUUAUUGCUGAUUUAGUGAUUUACCUGAGCGUUAAAUCUAAAUAAUCUUUCCUGUAUCUCAGCUAAUUAGUGUGCAAAAUAGUCGUGUUCUUUUUAAUAUGAAAACUGUAUUUUUUAAUGAUAAUAUUUGAUUAAACAUAUUUUAAUUUUGUGUUCUCUGGAUUACAGUACUUCACAUAUCUUGUGUACAAAUAUUAAAAUGUUUAAGAAGCGAAUGCCACGAUUUCAGCCUUUAAUUUUAGGAACCUUGUGAUAGCUAUGAUAUAACAUCUUUGAUUAUUUCGAUGUUUUAAGCAUCAAAUUUGAUGUAAAAAAUGCAAAUCUAAUGCGAAUUACUGGAAAUUAAAUGAGAUAUUUUAGAUAAGUCCUCUAAAGUAGCCAAAGAAUAAACUCCUGUCAUUGUAUAUGUAGAAUAUUCAUCCAUCCAUCCAUCCAUUGUCCAACCCGCUUAUCCGACUGGGUCGCGGGGGGUCCGGAGCCUAUCCCGGAAGCAAUGGGCACGAGGCAGGGGGACCAACCCAGUCACUUACACCUAUGGGCAUUUUAGUAACUCCAGUCAGCCUCAGAACGUCUUUGGACUGUGGGGGGAAACCGGAGUGCCCGGAAGAAACCCCACGACGACACAGGGAGAACAUGCAAACUCCACACGGAGACUUGAACCCAGGUCCCAGAGGUGUGAGGCAACAGUGCUAACCACUGCGCCACCAUGUCGCCCACUAUUUGGAAUAUUAUACCAUUCAAUUGAAAAUCAGGCAAAAAAAAAAAACAUCGAUAGGAUUUAUGAUUUCUGUCCUUCGUGAUAUGUUGUGUUUAUUUCUUGAUUUCUACAUUAAUAUAAUUGUAUUAAACUUAUUUUACUUUUCAUGACAUAAAUGUAUAAAUAACCGGGGGCGCAUUUCAAAAUUUCAUUUCCUUAAAGUAACCCAUGAUAAAAAUAAACCUAAGAGAAAUGGUAUAAAGACA